CUCUUCGAACACCCCCUCUAACUUACUCGUUUGUGUCUCCUUUCCACUGGGGUUUCUGACUAUUGAACUUCUGUGGUGGAAUUUCUUUAAUUUUUCUUGUUUACACCCUCCUCCUUUCUGUAUCCCACUGAGUACCAUCCAGUCAACAUGGCGGACAGCGAAUACACCCCCAAGUUCGCUCCGUUCUUCUCCUUUGCAGGGAUUGCAGCCGCCAUGAUCUUCGGAUCUAUGGGGGCGGCAUAUGGAACGGCCAAGUCGGGCAUCGGUAUCUCCGGUGUCGGCACCUUCAGACCCGACUUGAUCAUGAAGUCGCUGAUUCCUGUCGUCAUGUCCGGUAUCAUCGCCGUCUACGGUCUCGUCAUCGCCGUACUCAUCGCGGGUGAUCUGGCACCUCCCCCGACCCAAAACAUGAGCCUUUAUACAGGCUUCAUGCAUUUGGCAUCCGGACUCUCGGUAGGCCUCGCGGGCGUGGCUGCUGGAUACACCAUUGGAAUUGUCGGAGAUGCGGGCGUCCGUGCAUACAUGCAGCAAUCCCGAGUAUACGUCGGAAUGAUUCUCAUCUUGAUUUUCGGAGAAGUCCUCGGGCUCUACGGAUUGAUCGUGGGCUUGAUUCUCAACUCGAAGAGCUCCGGCUAAGACUGGUCAUGUGGAUUGCGGGGAGGAUCGGUGGAAUUGUACGCGAUUUGCUUCUGUCCCGUGGUUGGGUCCGUGGCUCCCGCAGCGAGGAAUCACCAGCAUUCCGGUCACGAUGCAUCCUGAGACGGUUGCCUCGAGUCGAUCAGUCCGUCGAUCGGGCUUCUUCCGACCGGACCAGAUUGGAGAAAGGCAUGUGGGAUUGUGGGGGUGAUCAAGACUGUCAUUCAUUCCGCGGGACCCGGCCUGUAUACUAUACAUAUAACCUGCCAAAUUACCUGCACGUCUCUCUGUUACUUGCAUACGAAUAGCAUCGAUACAUCUCAAAACUUU
Messenger RNA from Aspergillus campestris IBT 28561, 966 nucleotides. RefSeq names its product V-type proton ATPase proteolipid subunit. The coding region runs from base 148 to 636 and encodes 162 amino acids. Lineage: Eukaryota; Fungi; Ascomycota; Eurotiomycetes; Eurotiales; Aspergillaceae. Gene Ontology annotation, biological process: proton transmembrane transport. The transcript is spliced from 8 exons. The record is from RefSeq and is a predicted model, not a curated record. Gene Ontology annotation, molecular function: proton-transporting ATPase activity, rotational mechanism. Gene Ontology annotation, cellular component: proton-transporting V-type ATPase, V0 domain.